Molecule: messenger RNA, 8144 nt
Organism: Ostrea edulis (European flat oyster)
Lineage: Eukaryota; Metazoa; Mollusca; Bivalvia; Ostreida; Ostreidae
Exons: 2
Coding region: 7214-8002 (262 amino acids)
Source: RefSeq, a predicted model, not a curated record
UUUUUUGUUUUUUUUUUUUGGUUUUUGUUUUUGUUUUUUUUGUUGUUUUUUUUUUUUUUUAUUUAGUAGGUUGAAUAACUUUCUAAUGAUUUAGCAUUCUACUAUCCAUAAAAUAAAGUGAUUAUUUAGUAAUCAAAUAAAAGUUAUAUGAUGAAUCAAUACAUUUCUUCACUUUACUGUAAACAAAAACUGUUUCUGUGUAUUGGAAUCUGUCUAGUAUUAGUGCAUUAAAUAAAUAACUUAAUAAGUCAAAAAAUAUACUCUUGUUGUAGUCAUGACAUUUGCAAAAUCUGUGAGAAUGGAAAAAAAUGUGUUGGGGUCGGCAGCAAAUUUUAGGGUAGCUCGGGAAAGUGGAACCUAACAUAUAUUUUUUGUGUGGCGUAAUGACCCACAUAACCUUACCCUAGAGCCUGAAGUAGACGUCAUAAAGUUCAUAAUGUUGGUACAUGUUCAGGGGUUAAGAAGAUUUUCAAAGAAUUAUUGCAUUUUGACUAUACAGUCCAUGGUCCCUAACUCAGAUGUAAUAAAUUUCACAAUUUAGGAAGAUACUUUUGUACUCAUAACGAUUGUAUGCACAGUUCUUCUGCUAGAUGACCCUGGAUCUCGGAGAUUUCAUAAUUUUUUACGGGUUUGACUCCGCCCUAUCACCAAAUCUCCUGACCCAAAGGACCAUGGAUUUCAUGUUUUUAGUAAUAAUAAUAAUACCAUAUUUAUAUAGCACCCUUUUCAUACACUAUGUACGCUCAAGGGUGCUUUACAAUGCAUAUAUACCUUACAACAGAAUGUUAUACACAUAAUACAUAGAAAAUAAAUAAAACAUUAGAAAGCGAUGAUAUAAAAGGUGUUAUCACAUGUAGUCCGUAGCUGUACCUAUCCUGAUUGUAGAAGCUUCUCUCUUGAUUAAUUAUCUGCAGUGGGUUUGUUUGAUGCCAAGAAUAAAACAUUUUCACAGUAUAAAUUAUAAAGUCCUGCCGCAGCACCACAACCUCUGACCGGAAGUCCUGCCGUAGCACCAGAACCUCUGACCGGAAGUCCUGCCAUAGCACCAGAACCCCUGACCGGAAGGCCGUGAAGUUCACAUUUUAGGAUGGACAUCCUUGCUUAUCAUAGCUAUAUAGGUUGUCUACAAGCUCUGAGCAAAUAUAAGAACAUUUUUACACAUUUUGACCCCACUCCUCAGGCCCCAGAGGAUCAGUGAUUUUGUUCCCUGUCCCCAUAGACGCUCUAUAACAAAGAUGGAAAAUGGUCAUUCACUUUCAAAGUUGAGCACGAGCGCCAUGCAGUCCGACUAAUAAAGCCCUUCUUACUAAUUCAUUUUGUUGUCUGACUGAUAACUUAGGUAACCUAAAGGCAUAGUCUUAAUUCAAUACAUAAGCAAUAAAAAUUCUUAAAUUCAUCGAUUCAAUUCAUUUUUACUUUUAAAAACUGUAAAUAAAUUUCAACCUGAAAUUCUACGUAUCCAGAGAAGAAUCAAAUAUCUCAAGUAAAUGCACUUCAGUGGAUCAAUGCUCUUAUUGAUGUCUUUUUAAAAGGAUGCUUUCAUUGAGUUCGUUUUUCCCACGGCGAAGCGAUCUUAAACUUUAACAAGUUUUUUUCUAUAUUUCACCAGGAGUAUUAGUGAACCGCGUCCACGAUAAUACAAAUACACGCAAAGCGAAGGGUGUUAGAAAUUCCCGAGAUGCACAUUCUUAAACAUAUUCAAUAUAUCUAUUCAUUAUAUGUCCAUAAUAUUAAACAUAUUCAAUAUAUCUAUUCAUUAUAUGUCCAUAAUAUUAAACAUAUUCAAUAUAUCUAUUCAUUAUAUGUCCAUAAUAUUAAACAUAUUCAAUAUAUCUAUUCAUUAUAUGUCCAUAAUAUUAAACAUAUUCAACAUAUAUAUUCAUUAUAUGUCCAUAUUAUUACCAGUUAAGAAACAUUUUAAUGAAGAAUAGCACCAUGCAUGUAUGUUGAAAAGACAUAUAUAACAAAAUAUGAAAAUAAAAAUGAAUGAAUAUAAAAGGGGGAAAUAUACACAUGAGAUGCAGUUCCUUUAAUGAUAUUUAAUCCCAUUUCAGGAAUGCAGUACACACUGCCCACUUUGCACCUUUGAAUGGUCUUUUUAAAAUAUUUUUUAUUCCCAAUUACAUUUUUUUUUUACUUAUUUUGUUUCCAGUAAUUCAUUAUUUUGAUAUUCAGAAGAAUAAGUCCAUUCACAGAUAUGAAAUGCAAUGCGUGUGAUGAGAAAUAAACUGAAAAAUUUAGAUUUGUGUGCGAUUUACUAAUAGUAACUAAUUUCACCCCUCUUGGGCCUCAAGCUAUUUUACAAAAUCUGGUGACGCAUGUGCUGAAGUCAUUGCUUAUCAUGGAGGCGAAUUUGACAGCGAAGGACUGUUGUGUUUGAAAUGACGACGAUUAUCGUUGCUUUUGUGUGGAAUUGAAUGGUUUCAAUAUGUAUUCCCUUGCGGCAAAAUCAUUCAUGAAUUGAUUUAUGUAAGUUUUUGAACGGUUCACAUCAAAUGUAAGCUGAAAUAAAUUCAAACCGAAGCGCGACGAAUUUCCCACAUACUUUAUGAAGGCUUGGACAGAAACGAGGGGGAUAGAAAGACCGAAUAUAAAUAACCCCCUCGUUUCCACAGAAACUAUCACUGGAUAAGUCACAAAACUGUUUGUCGCGCGCGUCUAAAUUUGAAGCGAUAAGUUUGGAGAAAUAUAAUUCAUCAACACGUUCAAUAUCUUCUAAGAAUUCAUGAUCUUGAUAAAGAGCAAUUUCUGGUGGUAUACUUAUCGAUGUUGCUGUGGAAGUUUGGCUCAUUUCGUGACAUUUCCCAAGCACUUUCACUUUGACCGGAAAUGUAAACACGUCUGCUUUCACUUUCAAAUUAGAUCGACAAAUGAAGUCGUAACAAUUUGAAUAUUGCAAGCAAUUAAAGAUAGGAAAUAAUAUUUGUGCCUUUUUGUAAUACAUACAUCAAAUGCAAGGCAAAGAGGAAAAAAUAUAACAAUUUUCCUCGCGUUUUUUUUUUUAUUGUGACGCAAACAUCUAGAGAUUUCUAUCGCCGAUUUCUCAUUAUGACGUGCUGUUGCAUCUGGACCCCUUUUCGCAGUCGCAGUCACAUAUAUGUUUCAAUGUCUACCUAUUACUGGAAUGUAUAUUUAUCUUGUAAAGGCAAUUUUGUCAUGAUUGAGUCCAUUUAAGGCCGAGUAUAGAUCUACCUUAAGAUUUGUAAAUGUUCCAUCGCUUGCUUCUAUUGUUUGGAACUAUUGAUGAACGACAAUUACGAAUAAUGUUAUCAUUUAGAACAGUUUAAAUGACACCCAUAAUUGAACGCUAUUUAAUAAAUUUAUCACUUGCGUGCAUCUUCACAAGUCAAGGGUUAUUGAUUCGUUACUUCGCACUGUUAGUGCGAGGUAACGAAUCAAUAACCCCUGACUUGUGAAGAUGCCUUGCGUGUAGCAUUGAAAAACUAAAUCUUUGCUUACAAAUGCUCUAUAUAGUGAACAUUUACAAAGUUCCCACGGUAUGCGAGUAAAUUACCUCCAGAGAAGAAAAACUUAAGAGUGUCCCAGAUUACAAUAACAGAAUGCAGAAUGAGCUGUCCGACUCAGCUAUAUGCCGGUGUUUAAAUCUGUCAUUGCUGAACAUUCAGAAAUUUGAUUCAACUAUAAAUAUUAAUAAAAAUUUACUCUUAAAACAUUAUAUAUACACAAAUUCUCUACUUUUUAGCUCACCUGAGCUGAAAGCUCAAGUGGGCUUUUCUGAUCGCCUGUUGUCCGUCCUUCUGUCUGUCUGUAAACUUUUCUUCUCCAGAACCACAGGGCGAAUUAUAACCAAACUUGGCCAAAAGCAUCCUUGGGUGAAGGGCUUUCAAGUUUGUUCAAAUGAAGGGUCAUGCCCCCUUCAAAGGGGAGAUACUCACAAAAAUAGGGUGGGGUCAUUUAAAAAUCUUCUCAAGAACCACUGACCCAGAAGAGCUGAAAAUUACAUGAAAGCUUCCUGACAUAGUGCAAAUUCAAGUUUGUUAAAAUCAUGGCCCCGGGGGUUGGUGGGGCCACAAUAAGGGAUCAAAGUUUUACAUACAAAUAUAUAUGGGAAAUCUUUAAAAACUACUGGGCCAGGAAAGUGGAAAUUUACAUGAAAGCUUUAUGACAUAGUGCAGAUUCAAGUUUGUCAAAAUCAUGACCCCCGGGAGUAAGAUGAGGCGACAAUAGGGGAUCAAAAUUUUACAUACAAAUAUAUCGGGAAAAUCUUGAAGAAUCUUCAUCUCAAGAACCGCUGAGCCAGAAAAACUGAAAUUUACAUGAAAGCUUUCUGACAUGGUGCAGAUUAAAGUUUGUGAAACUCAUGGCCCUUGGGGUUAGGAUGGGGCCACACAAGGGGAUCAAAGUUUUACAUACAUUGUUACUAAUAAAUAGAAAAAACUCUUUAAAAAUUUUCUCCUUAAGAACCAUUAGGCUAAAGAAGUUUACAUUUGCACAAAAGCUUCCUGACAUAGUGCAGAUUGAAGUUUGUAAAAAUCAUGGUCCCCGGGGUAAGAUGGGGCCACAGUAGGGGAUAAAAUUUUUACAUACAUGUACAAAUAUAUAGGGAAAAUCAUUAAAAAUCUUUAAAAUCACUGGCCAGGGAAGUUUACAUUUACAUGAAAGCUUCAUGACAUAGUGCGGAUUCAAUUUGUAAAAUCAUGGCCCCCGGGAGUAGGUUUGGGCCACAACAGGGAUCAAAGUUGUACAUGCGAAAAGGAAAAAAAUCUUUAAAUAUGAGCCAAGGUGACUCAGGUGAGCGAUGUGGCCCAUGGGCCUCUUGUUUGUUUGUUUUUUAUCUCGUACUCUAAUAAAUUUAUCGAGAAAUGCGAGGAAAGGGGAUUACUGUAAAAUUUCCAUAUACAUGUACAUAUUCGCGCGAUUUAGAGCAAAAAUCUAUUUUCUGUAAGUCAAAGAGGGUGUUGCGACGAAGCGGGAAUUUCACUCGUGACGUAGAACUGACCUUCAUCAGGUACUAAGGGCAAGCCUAAUACAUUUUAUGUGUCAAUACAUUAUACAUUUAGUAUCACAUAAAUAGUUUUAAAAUCGUGAAAAUUAGAUUGUGGUUUUUUCUCCUCUUCUAAGUAUCAGAAACAAUGUAUACGGUUACAUGUUACGAGUGUAUCAAAUAUUUGAUAUUCUAUACUACUACAGUCUAACACAACUUUUCCCCGCAAUUACGUCACAGUUGCUGAGCGCAGACAUUAUCGGUCACGUGACGCAUCCGCCAUUACAACCGUGAAACCGUGAGCGUCCUUAGAAAUGUACACAGGUGGAGGUGGAGAAUCGUGUGCGGUUUUUAACUGCACUAAUAACAGAAAGAAACUGUAUUUAUGGAAGCAGUCUAUAUGCCAAGAACAUGGUGAUAUUCCUCACAAAGACUGCCCCUGCGUCGUGCCAUACAGCCUGCACACGAUGCCGAAAAUAGAAGAAGAGAAACUGAAAUGGCAGCGGGCAUUACAUCGACACGAUUUGCCAAAGAAUGUGUUGGUGUGUUCAACGCAUUUUAUUGACGGGCGACCAACAGCACGAAACCCAACGCUCAGUCUGAAUUUAGGUUUGUUUACAACUUCGCCGUAUGAUAUAGUUUUAAAAUAGAAAGUACAGAAGACCAGGCCUGUCUACACAUUCACCCCGCUGCAUGUAGGCCUGUUAAUGUUAUGACCCACCACGUUUCAGUAUAAUUUUUUUUUUUUAGAGUUUGACAUAUACAUUGUAUCUCUUCAGUGUGUACACAUGCAUAAGAACUUGGUUAAUUAUGUUUUAAUAUGAAAGAAAUUUAACAGCAAUUAUGAAAGGUUAUGUGUAAUUUGAACUAUUUUCGAAAAAGCAAAAUUUGGAUCAUAACUCAAAGACUACCAAGAGCUUGACAGAUAGGGUUAUAUUCAAAAUUUGUCUUUGUUAUAGUAAGGCUGUAUACUAAGACCAUUGAGUUAGUAGGACAAUUUUAACUUGUUGUGUUUGUAUAAAUAUUAAAACAUCAUACAAAUAUUACAAUCAUCCUGAGUAAAAAUAACACAUCUGAAGGUUGGUAAUUCUAAUCAGGGCCAUACUGCAUAUAGUUGAGCAACUUGAGGGUAACAUUUUACCCUGAGAAAACCAUUGUCAAUCAGACUGUUGUCAAUUGAGGCACAUAUGAGAUCAAUCUAAUUAAAAUCAGUCUCAGAUCUUCUCUAACUGUUACACUGGAACGGUUAGAGAAGAGCUGAUUUUAAUUAGAUUGAUCUGAGAUUGACAAUGGGAUGACAUUUUCAAUCAACUACAUGUAUAAUAUCAUAUUUCAAUUUUUCAAAGCGCUCAAAUGGCAUCUUCUACAAAUCUACAGUGAACCGUACACACUCAAAUUUGACGCAUGUUAUAAUUUUUACAAUAUCACAUGUCAAGUAAUGUUUCCUGUUGCAAGAUAAAUAUUACCCUGGAUCACAUGCUUUUUACUCUCAAGGUGAAACAUGUUUUGUCAAUUGUUUCUUGGCCAAUCAGAUUAAGUAUUUUACAUUAGGUCAAUUAAAAUUAUCCCCACCAGCCCCUCAAAAAAGGGUCCACCUCGAUUUUUUUUUCAAAAAAAUAAAAUCCUCCAACCCAUCCCAUAUUUUUUGUGACCCCCAGAUGAUAAUCUACUAAUUCAGUUGAAUUGGCCUUAAUUAAAGUGUAACAAAGAAGUAUGUAUUCCAAGUCUGUUACUUUUUUUAUUAAAAAAAAUUAUCAUGAAUGUAAUUCUAUUAUAGCUGUAGUUACUAUAUCUGUGUAAACUUUUAUAUAUUUAUAUUUUAAGAAUGCAUUGUAGGUUAUAAAGCUCCCGUCAAAGUUGGCCGUCGACUUCUGAAGAGAAAGUUUGUUGCACAGUAAUUAGAGAUGGUGGGAACAGAUGGGAGUGAACAUGAAAAGCAACAAAAGGUGGUUGCUGCUGCAGAUGAUGUUGAAACUCUCAACAUUAUUCAAACUGAACCACGAUGACAUCUUUUUCAACGUAGACGAGCAUAACAGAAAGCAGAUCUGCAGGCACACAGUGGAUAGAUCCCACACUACAUGAGCAUGAAUAUGCUAGGCCGUGCAUUUCAGGAGCCAGGGAUACAGGAACACAGACGAGACCCAGGACAAAGGAGUAAACUGUAGCACUCUGCAUAUACGCCUCACCACUGCUGACAUAUCAUCUGACUCCUUAGCUUUGUUAUACACAGGACUGCCUUUAAACACUUUCAGAACAUUUGUCAGUGUAAUGCAAAAUAUGGACGACCCAUUGAAGUUUACCAUGCCAGUUUCAGAACAAGUUUUGUUGGUGCUAAUGAAAUUAAGGCUUAAUCUACUGUUUGCAGAUCUUGCCAAUAGAUUUGGAAUAUCCGAGUCUUAUGCGUGCACCAUUUUCAAUCAAAGACUCUCUUUUAUGGCUUCAAAACUGAAAAACUUAAUUGUUUGGCUUCCACGUGAAACAAUUAGAGCCACCAUGCCAAAAUCUUUUCGUGAGAACUAUCCAAAAACCACAGUCAUAAUUGAUUGCGCUGAAACUUUCAUCCAACGAGCAAAAAACUUGAAGACAAGAGGAGAAACAUACAGCCACUACAAGUCCAACAACACAGGAAAGUAUUUGGUUGGUAUUGCACCACAUGGACAGAUUAUGUUUAUAUCUAAAGGCUUUGGAGGAAGAUCUAGUGAUAAAGCAAUUGUGGAAGAGUCUGGCAUUUUAAAUUACCUUCUUCCUGGGGAUGAAAUUAUGGCGGAUCGAGGUUUUACCAUUGAUGACUUACUCUUUCCCUUGAAAGUGAAACUUAAUAUUCCAGCUUUUACGAAAGGUAAAGACCAACUUUCAGAAGAGGAUGUAACAGAGACAAGACGAAUUGCCACUGUACGGAUUCAUGUGGAACGGGCUAUUAGACGUUUAAAAGUGUUCCGCAUACUUAGUCAGGUAGUUCUUGUUACCUCUGUUAAGAAACUCAGUGACUACUUGAUUGUUUGUGCUGCAUUGGUUAAUCUGAGAUCUGACCUUAUCAAAGAUAAAGAUGAUAACUGAUGGUUAUGCUAAAAUUUUAAACUCUAGUCAGCUUCACUAAUGUUAAUGAUGCAUGCAUUAACAUAUUGUAAUAUGAUAUUAUGUAAUAAUUCCAAUGUUAUAAGUUUGAUUGGACAAAAAUAAAGCUGAACGAUAGUUUACA